Paramuricea clavata is the source of this 487-nucleotide messenger RNA. The record is from the annotation of a GenBank genome assembly. Lineage: Eukaryota; Metazoa; Cnidaria; Anthozoa; Malacalcyonacea; Plexauridae.
AUGGAAACGUUUACCGCAAGAAACAAAAAGUCAAAGCAAGAUAACAAGGAAAGCUACAGUAAAACUGACUCUAUGGUUGACUCUAAACUUAAACAACUCAAGAUAAGUCGUGAAAAGACGGAUUUAAACAAAACUGAUGAAGUACAGCCAGAUGCAAAAGUGAUUUCAAGUGUUGGCAAUCAAAGAUUGUUAAAAUUUGGAUCUGUCACGCUAUCAAGCUCUGCAAAGACACCAAAACCACCAGAAGUUCCAAGGUCUACCACAUUUUGUCGCAAGGGCACAGCCAGUAGACUGGGGGGUGAUGGAGAAGCUUGUGAAGAGGGGGUUGAAGAGAUUGAUUAUUGUUGUAUUGAAAGAUUGCCAGGUGAUGGUUGCUUUUCUGAAUGCACUGAAGAUGAUGAUGAUGGUAAUUUAUCUGAUGGUUAUUAUGAAGAUGAUCUCUUAGAAGAAGGAAUUGAUGAUAUUAAUGAUGAAUCUUGCUCAGAAG